Messenger RNA from Pleuronectes platessa (European plaice), 1398 nucleotides. It is a transcript of the gene cbln4, whose product is annotated as cerebellin 4 precursor. Gene Ontology annotation, molecular function: protein binding. The record is from RefSeq and is a predicted model, not a curated record. The coding region runs from base 1 to 594 and encodes 197 amino acids. The transcript has 3 exons. NCBI's taxonomy places the organism in Eukaryota, Metazoa, Chordata, Actinopteri, Pleuronectiformes, Pleuronectidae.
AUGUCCCCCCCGCGGAGAGCCAUGGUGAGCCCGCUGGUGCUGCUGCUCGGCUGGGCGGUGAUCUCCGGAGCUCAGAACGACACGGAGCCCAUCGUCCUGGAGGGCAAGUGCCUGGUGGUGUGCGACUCCAACCCGGCCACGGACUGGAAGGCGUCGUCCUCCCCGCUCGGCAUCUCUGUGCGCGCCUCCAACUCCAAGGUGGCGUUCUCCGCAGUCCGGAGCAACAACCACGAGCCGUCGGAGAUGAGCAACAAAACCAGAAUCAUCUACUUCGACCAGAUCCUGGUGAACAUAGGAAACUACUUCACAUUUGAGUCUGUGUUUUUGUCCCCGAGAAAAGGAAUCUACAGCUUCAACUUCCACGUCAUCAAAGUGUACCAGAGUCAAACCAUACAGGUGAACCUGAUGCUGAACGGGAAACCGGUGAUCUCGGCCUUUGCAGGCGACAAAGAUGUGACUCGUGAGGCCGCCACCAACGGAGUUCUGCUUUAUCUAGAAAAGGAGGACAAGGUCUAUCUAAAGCUGGAGAAGGGGAAUCUAGUUGGCGGAUGGCAGUACUCGACCUUUUCUGGCUUUCUCGUGUUCCCCCUGUAAAGAAGGGACGACUCUAAGCUCACUGACUUCUUCAUAACGUGUUGUCACCGUAUUAAUCGAAACAUCGCCGCUGCAUCGGCCGGAUCUUUCCGAGUGGUUGAAAGUGACGGAUGGAAAUGGAUAACAUCAGAGGGAGGAGAUAAGACUUUGGGAAAUGGUUCACAUUCUCUGAAGAGCUGUGUCCCCGUCCACGUGAAGGAGACUUGAAAUGUUCCCGCUCCCCACUUCAUGCUCCUGUCACUCAAGGAGCCUCGGAGAGGAACUCUAAAACAUCUAAGAAGUACUUUCUCAGACUCGUCGGAAUACAUUUAGCAUACUGAUUUACUUUUGGGUUUAAACUGUAUAUACCUGCGUUCCUUGUGCGACUGGUCAUCACCAACGUUCUCAAAGUGCUGUUGGGCGGCAGGCGAGGGCUCGAAGCAGAGGGCCGAUGUCACUGAUAACAGAGAUGUAAUUUGUAAAAGUGUGAUAAGUGAUGGAUGGAUUACGGAUUGGGCCUCCGAGGCAGAGAACAACUACAGAGAUACACAACAACUGCAAAGACACGACAAACAACUACGAAAUGCAGAGGAACAACAAAGGGACGCUGCUACAAAUGAGAUGGAAAAUAACUGCAAAGGGAAAAAUAUACCACAGAACGAUGCAAAAGGGUCACAGAGAGACACCGAAUGGCUACAAAGAGACACCGAAUGGCUACAAAGAGACACUCAAUGGCUACAAAGAGAUACUCAAUGCCUACAAAGAGACACCGAAUGGCUACAAAGAGACACUCAAUGGCUACAAAGAGACACUCAAUGCCUACAA